Molecule: messenger RNA, 633 nt
Organism: Huiozyma naganishii CBS 8797
Lineage: Eukaryota; Fungi; Ascomycota; Saccharomycetes; Saccharomycetales; Saccharomycetaceae
Gene: ABF2
Product: DNA-binding protein ABF2
Exons: 1
Coding region: 1-633 (210 amino acids)
Molecular function (GO): DNA binding, bending
Source: RefSeq, a predicted model, not a curated record
AUGCUUCUACCAUCUUCUGUUGCCAGACAGUUCAUUGUCAGGUCGUUUCAGUUACUACCUAGGUCGUACUUCCACUGUGGGCCCAUCGCACAAUGGCAAGCGUCCUUCACUUUGUUGAAGUCCGUGAAGAAGCAGGCUAAACCGCUUACACCCAACCAAAGCAGACUAAAUGCGAGGAAGGAUGUUCUUAAGCAAGCUCCCAAGAGACCAAUGACUGCGUAUCUGCUAUACUGUAAAGAGAUCAGGCCUGGGAUGAAGAAGGAGAACCCUGAUUUGAAGACAACAGAGCUAACAAAGUUGUUUGGGGAGAAAUGGUCCGAGUUGUCAGAACAGGCUAGGAAACCAUUUGUGGAGCAAUACGAGAAAGAUUUUGCGGAGUACCAGAAGGAGAAGGCUGCCUUCGAGAAGACCUUGCCACCAAAGAAACCUGCUGCACCAUUCUUCCUCUUCACAAAGGAUGUUAGAAGCUCUGUGGUAGAUGCUCAUCCAGAUGCUACUUUUGGAGAGAUUUCCACAUUGGUUAGUCAGAAAUGGAAUUCCAUGGAGGAAUCAAAGAAGGAGGAAUACCAUGAUCUUUACAAGAAACAACUGAAAGAAUGGGAGGAUGCUUUCCCUGAAUUUUCCAAAAACUGA